CAACUCUCUUCAUCAGUUUCUCGUCCCUUACAAACAUCAAAAGCACUUACAAAUCCAGAAAAAGAGUAAUAUCCAAAGAGAGAAGAAAUGGCAAGUUUGACUCUGGGCUCCGCAAUCUCCAAGUCGGGAAAGUUUGUCUCAAUGCUCACAAGGACGAGCGCCUUUGAUCGUCCUAAUCUGUUUUCCGCUUCAGGCCGAAGGGCCAUUCAAGCAAGUUCGCAUCCAGAGUCUUCAGUGGGAGCUGAAGCGGUGGAUACUAUUAAACACGGGGCAGAUGAAGCAGUGAAAGCUGGAGAGAACAUCAAGAGCCGGGCUGCUCACACUGCACAAAAUGUGACCGAGAAGGCCAAGCAGACAGCUGAGAGUGCAUGGGAUACUGCGAAGGACACGGCACAGAAAGCCAAGGACACGGUGGUAGGAAAGGCCAAAGAUACCUCGGAUUCCAUCAGAGAAAACGCUGCUAAAGUCGAGCGCUCCAUGAACACAAAGAACUGAUGAUGCUGAACUUCGCUGUUCGUAUUCAUCAGUUCAUUUACCAGUCCACCAAGUUAUGAUGAUGAGGCAUUGAUCUUUAGUUCAGUUGCCUCCCUAUUGAAUUUCUCGAGUUCUACGUUUCUUUUAGGUUCCCCUUCUUUUCCUUCUGUGGCAGUAAUCUGUUUGUUCUUUCUGAUCAUCAGUUGACAAUGAGCCAAGUCUUCUCGCUCCGUCUCUGAUGAUUAUGUCUCGAAUUAUUAUGUCACAAUAAAGUGUUUGGUUUAGGGUUCCGUU
This is a messenger RNA of Punica granatum (pomegranate), 768 nucleotides long. Lineage: Eukaryota; Viridiplantae; Streptophyta; Magnoliopsida; Myrtales; Lythraceae. The record is from RefSeq and is a predicted model, not a curated record.